AAUGGGUUAGUAAAGUGCAGUCAAGUGUUAACCGAACAUGCAAGGCUCUACCCUGUUCUUUGUUGUCGUCUGCCUGGCGGGUAGCUGCGUGCUCGCACUGCCCCGGCCAGACGAUGCGCAGGCGGAGGUCAUUCGACUGGAGACGGACAACAAUGGCGUCGACAAAUACUCAUUCAACUAUGAGACGAGCAACGGCAUUGUGCGCAGCGAGGAGGGCGUGCUGAAGCCGGGCGUGGGCGAUGCCGAGGGCGUGCUCUCUGUGUCCGGCUCCAGCAGCUGGACGGCGCCGGAUGGCAAGAAAUACGAGAUUACCUUUACGGCUGACGAAACGGGCUACCAUCCCACCAUCAAGCUAGUUGCCUAGACACCACAACGGAUCCCUCGGAACACCACGAAAGACAAAACACCAAAAAUAUAAAACAGUUGAAAACAUUUUAAAUUAAAAUACAAAAAAAAAAGAAAGCAAUAAUAUGUAGAAGUGUUCCACUUAAGUAACAAACAUUUAAUACAAUAAUAAUACAAUAAAAAGCUAUGCAAAUUAUA
This is a messenger RNA of Drosophila mojavensis, 543 nucleotides long. RefSeq names its product endocuticle structural glycoprotein ABD-5 (gene Cpr65Au). Gene Ontology annotation, cellular component: chitin-based extracellular matrix. Bases 38 to 364 code for a protein of 108 amino acids. NCBI's taxonomy places the organism in Eukaryota, Metazoa, Arthropoda, Insecta, Diptera, Drosophilidae. The transcript is spliced from 2 exons. The record is from RefSeq and is a predicted model, not a curated record. Gene Ontology annotation, molecular function: structural constituent of chitin-based larval cuticle.